Messenger RNA from Prorocentrum cordatum, 342 nucleotides. The record is from the annotation of a GenBank genome assembly. Lineage: Eukaryota; Dinophyceae; Prorocentrales; Prorocentraceae.
AUGGCCUCCGAGGCCGAGAAGAUCCGGGUGGUGAAGAAGGCGGAGGCCGAUUGCGAAGCGGCCCGCCUGCAGGGCGAAGGCAUCGCGAAGCAGCGCGAGGCCAUCGUGGAUGGUUUGAGGAGGUCAGUCACCUCGGGUACGAGCGAGCAGCUCUCCUCCGAAAAAGUCUCGGAGCUGCUGCUGAUCACCCAGUAUUUCGAGACGCUGAAGGAAAUCGGAGCGAACUCGAAGUCCAACUCCGUGUUCAUCCCGCACAGCCCCGCCGAUGGUGUCCGCGACAUCUCGUCCCAGAUCCGCAACGGCAUGAUGCAGGGCGGAGUCCCUGGGCAGCUGCGCAUGUGA